Symsagittifera roscoffensis is the source of this 2681-nucleotide messenger RNA. RefSeq names its product acetylcholine receptor subunit alpha-L1-like. Gene Ontology annotation, biological process: regulation of membrane potential; nervous system process; signal transduction. The transcript is spliced from 5 exons. The record is from RefSeq and is a predicted model, not a curated record. Gene Ontology annotation, molecular function: transmitter-gated monoatomic ion channel activity involved in regulation of postsynaptic membrane potential; excitatory extracellular ligand-gated monoatomic ion channel activity; transmembrane signaling receptor activity. NCBI's taxonomy places the organism in Eukaryota, Metazoa, Xenacoelomorpha, Acoela, Convolutidae. Gene Ontology annotation, cellular component: plasma membrane; neuron projection; synapse. Bases 790 to 2220 code for a protein of 476 amino acids.
CUCUGAUAAACAAAGAAACCAUAACUUGAGACACAUGAACUGAACUGUUUUAGUGUCACUGGAAGAAAAUUGGUCACGUUGAUUAUUUAUGUCUAGAUUUACCAUAAGAAAUCAAACAUUUGCGUAAUUUUUUAUCUAUUAGAAAACCAGUUAUUUCAAAAUCUUCAUUGAAAGUUUAUUAAAGGAUCAAUUAUUGAAGGAUUUAUUGUACGAACAAAUCCUUUCUCAUUUGAAGGGAACAGGCAUGUGGUGCUUCUAGAUAGACAAAAUUUUCCUGUAAAGUGUCCCUGACGCAGUGAACUUAUUACUAAUUUGUAACCUAUACCUGCGUCUGAACUCGAAUUCAAAUCUAAGGAGGUCUUGUGCGCUUCUUUAUUUCGAGCUCAUUUUUUAUAAAAGCAUUUUGACCUGACUUUCUGCAGACCGUCACUUUAAGUUGGCGAAAUCAAAGUUAUCAGGAAGCAAAUCAUAAUUCAUCUUGCAGAUUAAAACGAUAAUUCCACAUCGAUGAAUGAACAAAAGUAGCUCUUAUUCUUUUGAAGCUAUUUGAGGUGAUUUCCUGUUUUUGAUAGUGUCAGUUCUGCUUUUCUAAACGGUUUUCUCAACAGUUCGAUAAAUUCUUUUUAUUUAGUUCUUCGCAUCAAAUUUAUCUGAUUUAACUGGGUUCCAUUGAAAGAAAACUCUAAAAGCAAAACAGAAAUUUCUUAUUGGAGGAUUUGACUACUUGUGUUGAAGUUAACUCAAAUUACCGUCAGCACAUAUUCAAUUCAUUUGGAGCUGAUUUUUGCAAUGAUGGCGACCAGUUUUUCAUUCCGAAGACUGCUCGUGGUGUUGAAUGUUCUUCCAGCGCUAAAUUUCGUGAGUGUCUCAGCUACUCACGACAACAGCAGCAGUAUCAGUUUAGCCAAUGUUGGUAAACGGUUGGCCAAUGACGUACUCCAAAACUGCAGUGCCGCUGUCAGGCCAGUGAGGGAGGGAGAGGUGGAGGUGGUGGGGAUGAGUCAGCAGCAGGUAGUGGUGGGGGUGGAGUUUGAAAUAUUUCAAAUCAACUCACUCGAUGUCGUCCAUCAGGUGUUGGACUUGUCAGUUUUCAUUGCCCUAAAUUGGCACAACCAGAUGGUGUCCUGGGACCCCAAUGAUUAUGAUGGACACGAAAGAGUAUUUUUAUCUGAAAACGCGGACAACUGGCUCCCAGACUUAGUGUUCUUCAACCAGAUCGGCGGCCACCAGCUAACUAAAUCUCUGCAAGUGCCCAUCUGGAUCAAUGCCUCCGGACACACCCACUUGUCUCGCCUGAUUAGGGCAGAAUUCCUCUGCAACCUGGAUGCCCACUUCUUCCCCUUCGACCAGCACUCCUGCACCCAGAUGCUGGGACCCUGGAUCAGCCCAAAAGAAUCAGUGUCUGUCCAGACCUCGAUUCUUCAUGAAGAACUUAGGACCCAAAGCACCUCGUGGGAGGUGAUAGAAGUUACUUCUAUCCAACAAGAUUACAAGCAUCAGGACACAACUUACUCAAGCCUCCUCUUCUCUGUACAUGUGAAGAGACGAAGCGCCUUCUACGUUGCAAACGUCAUACUUCCUGGCAUUGCAAUCAACUAUCUGAGCAUGUUCAAUUUUGCGAUUCCACCUGAAUCGGGUGAAAAAAUAGGCUACGGGGUCACAAUUUUCUUGGCACAAACAGUCAACAUGAUGCUCAUUUCGAACUUCAUGCCUCAGGGCGCCAGUUCGAUUCCCCUAUUGGGCCAGUAUCUUCUCUUUUCUCUAAGUUUCAUUGCGCUGAGUCUUCUACUUACCAUCUACAUGGUUUCGCUUUACAUUGAUCCGAUGCCGGAGAAGUGUAAGGGAAGGCAACUGUUACGAUUCGCUCUCAUGAAAGUUCGUCCGAUUUUGGGUCCAAAGUUUCCAAGUUCUAAGCCAAUAAAAUAUGUGCACGGAACACUGUCAAUUGCCUCCGCCCUCCCUUUUAUUGGAGCGGACAAGAGAGAAGUGAGUGCUGCUCAAAAUGGCGGCAAAGAUAACAAUACCGAGGUCAUUCGACCGGCUAGAAAGAAUUCUGAAAAAACUUCGGUGGGAGACUUGACGGAACGUGAACAAAUGGUGGUUGGAUGCGAAACAUUGAACCGAAUGUGUUUCAUUGUCUCGUUUCUCCUCAUGACUAUCGUUACGUCUGGGUACAUGAUAGUUCUGAUGAACUACUCGCACAGCAAACUCAAUGCAUGAUAAGACUCCGAAAAUUCCGAAGAGCAAACAUGACUUCAAAUGAUCUAACCAAUAUGUCAAAAUGACCACGCUCACAACUGUAUUUUUUCUGGACAGUGAUCUAAUUCACAGUCGACCUAGUGCGCAUGCUCAUAGCUUUUGGAUAAGUGCUUUAUUAAUCGUGGCAUUAUUCGUUUGGUGCCGUAACAGCCGAUUGCCAAUAAGGCAAAAAACUUAAGAAUGUAGUCUAUUUUUUUUCUUAACUUUAUUCACCUUGGCUUUUUUGAGCGGAAAAACUGUUACAAUCUGUUUCGCAUUGAAAGCAAAAUAAUGGUGAACUCUGAACUGUUUUUAUUGGUACGAUCAAUGGAUGGACGACCUAUCCUAUGACGCGAAGUUUUUUGUUUCCAAUGAAACUCGCCGCAGCUUUGGUAGCUUUGGAGUUCAUAAAAUAUUGGUUUUGAGAAAUUAAAUGCAUCCAA